Molecule: messenger RNA, 804 nt
Organism: Ramularia collo-cygni
Lineage: Eukaryota; Fungi; Ascomycota; Dothideomycetes; Mycosphaerellales; Mycosphaerellaceae
Product: related to NADH-cytochrome b-5 reductase
Exons: 2
Coding region: 1-804 (267 amino acids)
Biological process (GO): ergosterol biosynthetic process
Molecular function (GO): cytochrome-b5 reductase activity, acting on NAD(P)H
Source: RefSeq, a predicted model, not a curated record
AUGCUCUCCAUGCCGAUGGGCAUGCUCUUCAGCAAGGAGUUGACAGUCAAGAGCUCAGAGCAAAUUAACCAUGACCUCAAGAAGAUCACUUUCAAUCUCCCUGAAGGAGACUCCCAAAUCAGCGGUGUACCAGCGGGAUCUAUUAUCCUCACACAGCACACCCCUUACAACGGCUGGUUCCCAGUCUUCAGACCCUACACACCAAUCUCCUGCCCUUCAGACCGCGGUACCCUCCAACUCCUCGUCAAAAUAUACCCAGAAGGCAAAGCCUCAACAUACAUUCACACCAUGCAACCCGGAGAUACAAUCUCCGCACGAGGUCCAUUUCUGGGCUAUGCAUACACACCUUGUAAAACCCGACGUGAUCUGCUCUUCAUAGCAGGUGGAGCGGGCAUCACGCCUCUUUUCAGUCUCGCACAAGCUAUCCUUGAUGAUCGAAAGGAYAAGACAAGGAUACAGCUGCUUUGGGCGGUCAAUGGGACGAGAGAUAUCGUGCUGAGGAAGGAGUUGGAGGAAAUGGAAGGAAGGUUUCCAGGAAGACUUCAGGUCACGUACGCUGUUUCUGGCGAGGAGGGUAAACCAGAGGCUCCGAGCAUGGGAGAUGAGAGUAAGUUCAAAAAGGGUUACUUUAGUAGAGAUGUGCUGGAAGAGGUGAUUGCGAGGUGUGAAAAGGGGAGAUGGGGUGAUGCGAAAGGGACCAAGGUUUGGAUCUGUGGACCGCCGGCUAUGGAGACUGCUGUGGUGGGGAAGAGUGGUAUUUUGAUGGAAUUGGGAAUUAAUGCGAAGGAGGUGCACAGGUUUUAA